Molecule: messenger RNA, 1168 nt
Organism: Misgurnus anguillicaudatus (oriental weatherfish)
Lineage: Eukaryota; Metazoa; Chordata; Actinopteri; Cypriniformes; Cobitidae
Gene: gpx3
Product: glutathione peroxidase 3
Biological process (GO): response to oxidative stress
Molecular function (GO): glutathione peroxidase activity
Source: RefSeq, a predicted model, not a curated record
CGUCUUUUUUGUAUUAUGACUGUUAUUUAUCUCCAGCAGCAGAGAGAGAGAGAGACGACAUUCAGACAGACACCACAGAUCCACAUCAUCACCCUUAUGGAAAACCCAAAGAUCCCCUGGAUCUUCCUUUUGCUUCUGCAGGGUCUUCUACAUGAAGUUAGUGGACUAUCCAACACCCAGGUUUGUAACCCAGGUGUGACAGACACCAUAUUCAACUAUGGUGCUAAAACAAUGAAUGGGACACAAUACAUCCCAUUAUCUCGGUAUGCUGGGAAGUAUGUCCUCAUUGUCAAUGUGGCAACCUACUGAGGUCUUACCUUCCAGUAUUUGGAACUGAAUGCACUACACGAGGAGUUACGAGGCGUUGGAUUCACUAUCCUCGGCUUUCCCUGCAACCAAUUUGGAAAACAAGAACCUGGAGAAAAUUAUGAAAUUCUUCCUACAAUAAAGCAUGUUCGUCCAGGCAAUGGAUUUGUUCCAAACUUUCAGUUAUUUGAGAAGGGGGAUGUGAACGGAAACAACGAACAGGCCCUUUUCACAUUUUUAAAGAAUGCUUGCCCACCUGUAGGAGACAGCUUUGGUGACCCUACCAACAGACUGUUCUGGCAGCCACUCAGAAUCAAUGAUAUCAAAUGGAACUUUGAGAAGUUUCUGGUGGGUCCAGAUGGCAAGCCGAUAAUGAGGUGGUUUUCCAGAGUAAACGUGUCUGAAGUGAGAGCAGACAUCUUGAAAUAUUUCAGUCAAAUUGUCCAAAAGGCCCAAUAACUAUAAAACCCAUAACAGUGUAUUCAAUAGUAUGUUCUCCUCUCUCUUUCUCCAGCUUAAACUGAUAACAUUUAACGUGUAAGAUUACAUGUGUGGGCCACAUCUAAAAAUGUAAACAUCUAUGAAUUAGAUUAGAGCAUUAAAAUAAAACUGUGUAAGACCGUCCAGAGGCGGUAAGCAGCAGAUGAAGGGAUGGGUUUGGAGAUUGGGUGUGUUAAUGAAGGGAAGGCUUGAAAACAGACCCUGUGGUGCCUGACCGGAAACUGAAGGUCAGUGAGAAGAUCUUUAGUGCAUUCAGACUCCUCUCUGACUCCUCAGUCACGUCUCAUCUCCUAAACAGAUCGCUUCAAGUUGCUGCUGCCAGUCUGGAUGUUUAGCAAAUAAAUAUGGAAUGCAAAAAAAA